UAGUUAUAGCGACUUCAUUUCCUGUUAUGUUAGUGAUGAAAAUGACUGAAGAGAAUAACGACACCGAGUCUCCUAUAACAGUCGAAGAUGUUCAAAGGCUUGUCAAAAAGAAAGACGAAAUCGAAGAGCAGAUCAAAGCGUACUUUGAUAUGCUGGAAGAUCAAGGAAUGGACAUGAAGGGACCCUUGGUGGACGUGGAAGGCUAUCCGCGUUCGGAUGUGGAUUUGUACCAGGUCCGAACAGCGAGACACAACAUCUCAUGUCUGCAGAACGACCACAAAGCGAUAAUGGUGGAGAUCGAGGAGGCGCUCCACCUACUGCACGCGCGAGAAAAAUCCAAGCGAGAGCGGGACGAUGCGGAGGCCCUGGGCGAGAGCGCGACGCAGGACGUAGCUCUGCCUCGCGCGUUCGCCCGCGUGGACACCGUCACGCAGGGAUCCCCCGCUAGCCAGUCUGGCUUGCAUGUUGGUGAUGAGAUAAUUGAGUUCGGCUCUGUCAACGGCGGAAAUUUCCAGAACCUUCAGAACAUCGCCACUGUGGUCCAGCACAGUGAAGGGAAACCCCUGAACGUUGUAGUAGUUCGUGGUGGUCAGAAGGUCUAUCUGAGUUUGACCCCUCAGCGCUGGUCAGGAAGGGGCCUCCUUGGGUGUAAUGUGGUGCCUCUUCAAAGGUGAAGAAGAGCAUGUGAAUGAAGUUCUUUGCACUCUCAGUUGGUGUGGAUGGGUGUCUGUACCUAUCUGGUAAUACAAGGAAGGGCUGCACCAGAAGGCCAUGCAGCAUUGCAUUAUGGGAAAUUAAGAUGGGACAAUUGUGUGAGAUAUUAUAUGGCUUCAACAUAAAGGCUCCUUUUUUCCACACAUUUCUACAUGCAGUUAAUUUUUCCCUGACAUUUUCACUAAUGUUACAUUUUCACUCUGGGGAGUCUUAAGAGAUCUAACAUUGUUUUUUGGUUUGCAGUGACCCUUGAUUGUAAUGUAUUUCACCGAAAUAAAAUCUUGUUUGCAAUA
Messenger RNA from Paramormyrops kingsleyae, 1007 nucleotides. It is a transcript of the gene psmd9, whose product is annotated as proteasome 26S subunit, non-ATPase 9. The record is from RefSeq and is a predicted model, not a curated record. Gene Ontology annotation, biological process: proteasome regulatory particle assembly. Gene Ontology annotation, cellular component: cytoplasm; nucleus. NCBI's taxonomy places the organism in Eukaryota, Metazoa, Chordata, Actinopteri, Osteoglossiformes, Mormyridae. Gene Ontology annotation, molecular function: protein binding.